Triplophysa rosa is the source of this 3616-nucleotide messenger RNA. It is a transcript of the gene wdr47b, whose product is annotated as WD repeat domain 47b. NCBI's taxonomy places the organism in Eukaryota, Metazoa, Chordata, Actinopteri, Cypriniformes, Nemacheilidae. Gene Ontology annotation, molecular function: protein binding. The record is from RefSeq and is a predicted model, not a curated record. The coding region runs from base 157 to 2835 and encodes 892 amino acids. The transcript is spliced from 15 exons.
AAAGUGGGUGGGGACAUCCAAGGUAUUGUCGACUCGGGAUAAUCGCAACGCACGCUCGGGCGACAGUGACGGAACGCUGAGCUGAGAAUUGAUCCGCGUUUCAAAGGAAUAAACAAGACGCGUUUGGCCAAAGAUUGAUUUUGGAAAUCCAACACCAUGACUGCAGAGGAGAUUAUAAACAUCAAGGAAGCAGAGAUCAUCAAGCUGAUUUUGGACUUUCUCAACUCCAGGAAGCUUCACAUAAGCAUGCUGGCUUUAGAAAAGGAGGGUGGGAUAAUCAAUGGGCUUUAUUCAGAUGAUAUGCUCUUUCUGAGGCAACUUAUAUUAGAUGGCCAAUGGGAAGAAGUUCUGCAGUUCAUACAGCCUUUAGAAUGCCUGGAUAAAUUUGACCGGAAAAGAUUUCGAUAUAUCAUCUUAAAACAGAAGUUUCUGGAAGCUCUUUGUGUAAACAAUGCCAUAUCGGCAUCAGAGGACCCUGAGAAUCUGGAGCUUACCAUGCAGGAUGCGGUAAAGUCCCUCCAUGCCUUAGAAGAGUUCUGCUCAACCAAAGAAGACUACAGCAAACUUUGCCUGCUGCUCACCCUCCCUCGCCUCAACAACCACGCCGAAUUCAAAGACUGGAACCCCAGCACGGCCCGCGUCCACUGCUUCGAGGAAGCCUGCUCCAUGGUGGCCGAGUUUAUCCCUGCAGACCGCAAACUAAGCGAAGCCGGUUUCAAAGCCAGCGGGGAUCGUCUUUUCCAACUCCUCAUUAAAGGAAUACUGUACGAGUGCUGCGUUGAGUAUUGUCAGAGCAAAGCGACCGGAGAAGAGAUCAGCGAAGAGGAAGUCCUCCUAGCUGUCGAUGUUCUUUGCGGUAACGGUUGUGAAGAACUGGACCUCAGUUUGCUCUCGUGGCUGCAGAACCUCUCGUCGUCCGUCUUCGGGUGUGCUUUCGAGCAGAAGACACUGAACAUCCACGUGGACCGUCUCGUCAAACCAGCCCGGACGGGUCACGCGGACCUUCUCACACCUCUCCUUACAAAACUCUCACCUUGCCCGGCUUCGCCCCUGCGGCGACCCCAGUCGGCAGAUACGUACAUGUCCCGAUCUCUCAUUCCUGCUUUGGACGGCCUGUCACACGGCCUGGCGGGAAGGGAAAAGAAAAACACAGAUGGUGCUGGAAAGACAGGGCCGAUGUCGCAGUCUUUCGCUAACUUUGGAUAUCCAUCUGGAGGAAACGCGAGCUCCAGCGCACUCUUCACUCCUGUCUUUGGUGAAUCUCCAGACAGAGCACAAGCUCAAGCUGAGAGGACAAACGGAUCAGGAGGAACUAACUCACAGCGUCCUCCACUGACACCCGGGAGAGAUGGUGGCUCCAUGGGGUCGGGUGAAACGUCUGAGGAGCAGCUCCAGGAGUUCCAGCGUCAGCGGUUACGCGUGCAGCAGCAUCUCGAGCAGAAACAACAGCAGAGGGAGCUGUAUCAUCAGAUGCUGCUGGAGGGUGGAGUUCAUCCUCCGGAUCAACCCACAGAUGCGGCCCGCCACAACCUCACCCAGAAGUUCCUAAACAGGUCCAUUCAGAAACUGGAGGAACUCAAUGUGGGCAUGGAAGAUCUGGGAGAAGACGUCCAGGCUUUGGCUCAGCAGUGUAAUGGUGUGACGGCGGGUGGGAAACAGACCCCUGAAACUGGUUUUGGUGGGAUUAAAGCUUCGGUGGCCAGCAGCACCCCUCAUAAGGGAGGAGGUCGGGGGGUGCCAUCGCUGGACGAGUCUCCUGUACUGGUCAACCAGAGCAUGUUUCAGGAUGAGAAACCCAAAUCCCCAUUCGUCGCAGUGCAGACGCUGGAGGACACACAAGCUGUACGGGCUGUUGCUUUCCACCCGUCCGGGACCCUUUACGCUGUGGGCUCGAACUCGAAAACCCUGUGUGUCUGCACCUACCCACAGUCCCUCAAAGCUAGUGCUCAAAGUCCAGCAAAGCAACCGGACAUCUGUUUCAAACGUAUUAAACACCAUAAAGGCUCCAUCUACUGCGUUGCCUGGAGUCCCUGCGGACAGCUGCUUGCUACGGGGUCCAAUGACAAGUAUGUCAAAGUGCUGCCCUUCAACGCAGACACCUGCAACGCCACAGAAAUCGAGACUCAUCAGACCAGGCAACAUUUUUCCAGUCUUCAACUGUCCAAUUUUGGGCCAGAUCUAGAGUUCAGCAUGCAUGAUGGUACCAUCCGAGACCUGGCGUUUAUGGAGGGCCCUGAAAGCGGUGGAGCCAUCCUCAUCAGUGCUGGUGCUGGAGACUGCAACAUCUACACCACUGACUGCCAGAGAGGACAAGGCCUACACGCUCUCAGCGGACACACAGGCCACAUACUGUCCCUUUACACGUGGGGUGGAUGGAUGAUCGCCUCCGGCUCUCAGGAUAAGACGGUGAGGUUCUGGGAUCUGCGUGUACCCAGCUGUGUGAAGGUUGUGGGGACGGCUCUGCAUGGAACAGGAAGUGCAGUGGCCUCUGUUGCAGUGGAUCCCAGCGGUCGGCUAAUGGCCACCGGAUUGGAGGACUGUCGUUGCAUGCUCUAUGACAUCAGAGGUGGCCGAACGGUUCAAGCAUACCGUCCGCACACCAGCGACCUCCGUUCUGUUCGCUUUUCUCCCGGUGCACACUAUUUGCUCACGGGUUCUUAUGAUAACAAAGUCAUGAUCACUGAUCUUCGUGGGGAUCUGACCAAAACCCUUCCUGUAACGGUUGUUGCUGAACAUGCAGAUAAAGUGAUCCAAUGUCGAUGGCACACCAGAGAUCUCUCCUUCCUCUCCUCUUCAGCUGAUAAAACGGUCACAUUAUGGGCGUAUCAGCCUUAAUCUGCACCGUUCUGCUGAAAGAAGCUGUAAGAAAUAGCACAGAAAUAUUAUGAAUGAUUAUAAAUAUGUCGGGGUGUGUUUGUAUUUUUUUGUAACUUGCUCUAGUGCACUCACAUUACUGUAAAAAGAAAUCGACUGUUCACUUCUCAUUCUUGGAAUUGCAUGUCUACUGGAAAAACUCCUUUUUAGUCAAAUAUGUCGCAAUGCAGAAAAAGGUAGAGCUUUUCACAACACAAAAUGCCACACUUGCUUCGAUUUGUGGUUUGCGAUUUAAGGUGAAUGAAACCGUCCCGGAAAUGUGAUUUAAACUGUGCCUUGAGGUAUUGUUGUCUGUAGUUAAAUUGAAUGUCUUGUAAAUAAGAGCUUUUUUGUAUUUACCUAAAUUAUAAUUACAGUAUAAGCUACAGUUACAGCUGUAUAGCACAUUGCACUAUGAACAUCUACAUUAUGUUUAAAAAAACCUGAUGUCUCUCAUUUCGCACUUGCAGAAUAAGCAGCAUGAAUGGUCACUUUUUCAUUAAUAUACAUGCAAAUGUAAAUAAACCACCAUGAUGUAAAUACUAACAGCAGAUGUUUUGUCAAGUCAUGAAUUGAAACAGCUAAAAUGUUUGAAAUAUUUUUAAGAAUGGUUUUACUUCGGAUUGUCGUUUUCAAAAUGCAUACAUUUAUAUGCGUAAUAUGCAUCACAUUUGCACACAAAUUUAGCACUUUUUUCUAUUGACAUGGAGGAGUUAUGAUAGUCACUAUUAGUCAUCUGUUUAUCAUUUCUUUAUUUCAAUGU